Messenger RNA from Saprolegnia parasitica CBS 223.65, 1063 nucleotides. RefSeq lists its product as hypothetical. Gene Ontology annotation, molecular function: UDP-galactose transmembrane transporter activity; UDP-glucose transmembrane transporter activity. The transcript is spliced from 4 exons. Bases 4 to 984 code for a protein of 326 amino acids. Gene Ontology annotation, cellular component: endoplasmic reticulum membrane; Golgi membrane. The record is from RefSeq and is a predicted model, not a curated record. Lineage: Eukaryota; Oomycota; Saprolegniomycetes; Saprolegniales; Saprolegniaceae. Gene Ontology annotation, biological process: UDP-galactose transmembrane transport.
ACGAUGCCACUUUGCAUCUCGCUCGCUGCCAUGGCCGCUUCAUCGUCGAUCGCGCACCUGGCGACGUGCGUCGGGGGCAUCUACGUGUGCUACCUCUCGUACGGUAUCUUCCAGGAAAAGAUCUUCAAAUACCGCGAUGCGGACGGCGCCAAGUUCACGGCCACGCUCUUCCUCCUCUGCGUGCAAUGCAUCAUGAACUCGGCCGUGGCCUACGCCGCCACGUUUGUCUGGAAGCCGACGACCAAGUCGGUGCCGUUGCAGCCGUUUGCAUUCUCGGCCUUUGCGUACCUCGGCGCGAUGCUCUGCAGCAACGAGGCGCUCAAGCACGUGAGCUACCCGACGCAAGCCCUCGGCAAGUCGUGCAAGAUGAUUCCGGUCAUGCUCAUGGGCGUCCUCAUCGGCCGCAAGAAGUAUGCGCUCAAGGAGUACCUCUCCGUGGGCCUCAUCACGCUUGGGAUUGUUGUCUUCCAGCUCGGGAAGGGCUCGUCCAAAUCUGGCCAAGAGAACAGCUACUACGGCCUCGGCCUUCUGUUUGUGAGCCUCGCGCUCGACGGCGUCACGGGCCCCAACCAGGAGGCGCUCUCGACCACGUACAAGCCGUCCGUGCACCAGCAAAUGCUCAACACCAACGUGUGGGCUGUCAUCUACACGGCGAUUGGAUGCGUGGUGACGGGCCAGGGCGCGGAAGGCUUUGCGUUUUGCAUGCGGAAUCCCGAAAUCUACUCGGCGCUCUUCCUCUUCUCGGUCUGCAGCGCGCUCGGCCAGAACUUUAUCUACUUUACCAUCCAGCGCUUCUCGGCCCUCACGUGCACGACCAUCACGACGACCCGCAAGUUCUUUACGAUCCUCGCCUCGGUGCUCAUCUUUGGGAACGCGCUCUCGCCGCAGUCGUGGGCUGGCGUCGCGAUCGUGUUUGCCGGCCUCGGCAUCGAACUCACGACCAAGUACGCCAAGUACGCGGCCAAGGCCAAGCGCAUCGAGUAAAAACGCUUUAAAUACACAUACAACACUGCUUACCUCGAUCGCCUGCAAAGGCAGGGUUGGCCGAGCAGCUGAGGCGACA